Molecule: messenger RNA, 627 nt
Organism: Rhodamnia argentea
Lineage: Eukaryota; Viridiplantae; Streptophyta; Magnoliopsida; Myrtales; Myrtaceae
Product: 50S ribosomal protein L31, chloroplastic
Exons: 2
Coding region: 104-502 (132 amino acids)
Biological process (GO): translation
Cellular component (GO): ribosome
Molecular function (GO): structural constituent of ribosome
Source: RefSeq, a predicted model, not a curated record
CCCCACCCUCCAUCCAAAACCCAAGUCCCAUCAUCUUCAACCUUCGGCCACAAAAAUUCCCUUCCCAGUCUCUCUCCACUCCCACGGCACAAGGAGCGAGAAAAUGGCGCUCACCACCACAUUCCUCCCAAGGAAUCUCUCCCCACCAUCCCUCGCCGUCAACAAGGCGAAACCGCCGGCGAGGAGCAGCAAUCUUAUGCUGGUGAGCUGCAGGAAGAAGGACCUGCACCCGCAAUUCUACGACGACGCCAAGGUGUACUGCAACGGCGAGCUCGUGAUGACCACCGGCGGAACCCAGCAGGAGUACGUCGUCGAUGUCUGGUCCGGAAACCACCCCUUCUACCUCGGCAACCGAUCCGCCGUCCUCGUCGAUGCCGACCAAGUCGAGAAAUUCCGCAAGAGGUUUGGCGAGCUGUCGGAUAUCAUGGAGAUCCCCGUGCUCAAGGGCGAGAUCAUUGUGCCCUCGCGGCGCAAGUCGGCUAAGGGUGGUAAGAAGAAGUAGGGUUUCUUUGUCCUGUGCCUUUUCCAACUGAAAUUGUAAUUGAGCCCUUGUUUAGUUGUAAUUGGAUGAAAUGGUUUUUGCUCUAUCGAAAAGGGAAAAAUUAAGAGUGGUUGAUGCUGAGAAUU